Messenger RNA from Talaromyces marneffei, 1431 nucleotides. RefSeq lists its product as uncharacterized. Lineage: Eukaryota; Fungi; Ascomycota; Eurotiomycetes; Eurotiales; Trichocomaceae. The transcript has 5 exons. Gene Ontology annotation, biological process: protein import into peroxisome matrix. The coding region runs from base 1 to 1431 and encodes 476 amino acids. Gene Ontology annotation, cellular component: cytosol. The record is from RefSeq and is a predicted model, not a curated record.
AUGGUUGUUGAUACAGCUUACUAUGAUGCACUUGGCGUGCCGCCAACAGCAACUGAGCUGGAGAUUAAAAAGGCGUACAGGAAACUUGCUAUCACCACUCAUCCAGACAAGAACCCCGGAGAUGAAACUGCCCAUGUGCGUUUCCAAGCGAUCGGAGAAGCAUACCAAGUCCUUAGCAACGAUGAACUACGAAAGCAGUAUGACAAGUUUGGCAAGGAUCAGGCCGUCCCCGGUGGAGGUUUCGAGGACCCGGCACAGUUCUUUACCAUGAUCUUCGGCGGCGAAGCCUUUGUCGACCUUAUUGGAGAAAUCUCGUUGAUGAAAGACCUUACUACCACUAUGGAUAUUACUAUGCAGCAGAUGGAGGAAGAAGAAUUAGCUGCGUCUGCUGAAGAGAAAUUGAAUAUUGACGACGAAGAAUCACAUAAUGAGACGCCAUCCGCACCGUCUGCACCGUCAGCUGCCCCAGCCGAGUCGACCACCACAACGCCCGCUCCUGAGUCUGGUAACGAUUCCGGUACGAGCACUCCCAGACGCAAUUGGGGCCAACAGGCAAUUAUGGAGAAAUCAGAGGAAGAGGCUAGGAUGGAAGCUGCUGGUCUUACGGCCGAAGAAAAGGAACUUCGCAAGAAGGAAAAGAAGAAGGGUGGUUUGAGCCGCGAACAACAAGAACGGUUAGCUCAAUAUGAAGAGGAGCGACGCAAAGCUCGCCAGGAGCGAGUCGACACCCUCGUGCGCAAGCUCAUCGAUCGCGUCAGCGUUUGGACGGAGACAGACAAGGGUCCAGAGGUAACACACGCCUUUGAAGAAAAGAUUCGUCUUGAAGUUGAGAACUUGAAGAUGGAGUCGUUUGGUCUGGAGAUCCUCCACGCCAUCGGACAGACCUACUUGCAGAAGGCUACUUCAUUCCUGAAAUCACAAAAGUUUUUGGGUAUCUCCGGCUUUUUCUCUCGUCUCAAGGAUAAAGGCACUCUAGCCAAAGAGACAUGGGGCACAAUCUCUACGGCAAUCGAUGCUCAAAUGACUAUGGAAGAAAUGGCAAAGUUGGAGGAGAAAGGCGGUGCUGACUGGACAGAUGAGAAGAGAGCCGAGUACGAGAGGAAAGUCACAGGAAAGAUCCUUGCAGCAGCCUGGAGAGGAAGCAAAUUUGAGAUCCAGUCGGUGCUACGGGACGUUUGCGAUAGAGUCCUGGGAGAUAAGUCUGUAAAGUUGGAGAAGCGAAUUGAGCGUGCACAUGCUUUGGUCCUUGCUGGAAACAUCUACCAAAAGGCUGCCCGCGACCCUGAUGAAGAAGGCGAUUACCUAGCCUUUGAACAACUCAUGGCCGAAGCCGCCACGAAAAAGAGCAAAGACGACAAGAAGAAGAAAAAGGAUCCCAAGGCUUCAAAGAGCCCCGAGCGAACCGAAGAGAAGCCAGCCACAACCGUCUAA